This is a messenger RNA of Trichomonas vaginalis G3, 657 nucleotides long. Its product is annotated as protein ubiquitination. The transcript has a single exon. Lineage: Eukaryota; Parabasalia; Trichomonadida; Trichomonadidae. The annotation marks the transcript as partial. The record is from RefSeq and is a predicted model, not a curated record.
AUGUCAAGUUCAGAGCAGCCAAAAAAUGUUAAUUGGUGCAUUUCCAAUGACCUUAAGCCAAUCAAAGUAUUCGAAUACCCAGAUCAAGCAUCAAAAAUUAUUUGGGGCGUCAAUUCCAAUAAUAUUAUACAAAUAUCUUCACAAAUUAUCGAAUUGACAACAACCCACAAAAUAUCUAUCCAAAUGGCGCUAUAUUUGAUUGAUAUUUUUUCACAAAUUCUUGUUAAAGAAAUUAAAUUAUUUUCAGAACUUUAUCAAAAGAUAUCGAACACAUUUUCAUACAUACAUGAACCGAAAAACAAGAGAUUAGCGACACUUUUACAUUACAAAGGUAUCAAAUUUGAAAAAUUCGAACCUGAAAUGAAAGAAGAAGAAAUUUUCAAUUUAUAUCCAACAGAUUCUCCUUUAUACUAUAUUGCAUGGGAUAAAGUUGACGAUCUUAAGAGUAAGUUCCCAAAUCUUGAUAUUAAUGAGAAGAUUGAUAAUAUCAAACCACUUAACUGUGCAAUUAAAUAUGGAUCAGAACUGUGUUUCAAUUACUUGAAAAAUUUAGGAGCUCAAUACACCGAUUACUCCGAAGAAUGUGCUGUUCAUGGCGGAAAUCAAAACAUUUUUAUGCAAAUGAUUGAAGAUGGUAAAAAAUUCGAUAACAUGGUA